Messenger RNA from Merops nubicus (carmine bee-eater), 966 nucleotides. RefSeq names its product chromosome unknown open reading frame, human C11orf49 (gene CSTPP1). The transcript has 9 exons. NCBI's taxonomy places the organism in Eukaryota, Metazoa, Chordata, Aves, Coraciiformes, Meropidae. The record is from RefSeq and is a predicted model, not a curated record. The annotation marks the transcript as partial.
AGCAAUUCAACAGGGAAUUAUCUUCUUGCCCCAAAAUGUCUAGCUGGACCAGGGCCCCAAUAUGUGGCCUAUUAUAUCCAUAUCAGCUUGCUUACCCUUUUCAAACAGCUAUUUUUUACCAGCGUGCGGCAGGGGACACACGUCUUGUUCCGGGAGUUCAGCUUCGUCCAAGCCACCCCUCACAACAGGGCCUCCUUUCUCAGGACCUUCUGGAGGUGCUUCAGAACAGUGGGGAAAAAUGGAGAUUUGCUGACAGCACAGGAAUACCACUGCCUGCUGCAGCUGCUCUGCCCUGACUUCCCCAUGGAACUCACUCAGAAAGCUGCAAGGAUUGUGCUAAUGGAUGAUGCUAUGGAUUGCCUGAUGUCCUUUUCUGAUUUCCUCUUUGCCUUCCAGAUCCAGUUCUACUACUCAGAGUUCCUGGAAAGCGUGGCUGCCAUUUAUCAAGACCUACUGGCUGGUAAGAAUCCAAACACUGUGAUUGUGCCAACGUCAUCCUCUGGGCAGCACCGGCAGCGCCAGCCCCCGCACGACUGCAGCACGCUGGAUGGGGUGGAGGCUUCUCUCUUCUACCAGUGCCUAGAGUCCUUGUGUGACAGAUCAAAGUACAGCUGUCCACCUUCCGCUCUUGUGAAGGAAAUGGUGAGUAGUGCACAGAGACUCACCUUCUAUGACUUCCUCAUGGCACUUGCAAAGGAUCAAGGGAUCAACAGAGCCCUAGGGGCUUUGCCAGAUAAAGGAGACCUAUUUCUGGACCCUGCCAUGGAUCAGGAAAUUGAGAAAUUGGUCGCUCAGGUUGCAGGGCUCUCUGUCUCUGGUCCCACCAGCUCCAGUGGGGACACAGCUCAGCUGCCUGUGAGAACCUCACCCAGGAUUAACUCUGCCUGGAGGCCUCUACACCACCGGCGAAAAAUGGAUGCUGAGAGCGAAGGCUCCAACGAAGAGACAGACUCCUCUGAAAACUGA